Molecule: messenger RNA, 1788 nt
Organism: Cynocephalus volans (Philippine flying lemur)
Lineage: Eukaryota; Metazoa; Chordata; Mammalia; Dermoptera; Cynocephalidae
Gene: P2RX7
Product: purinergic receptor P2X 7
Exons: 13
Coding region: 1-1788 (595 amino acids)
Biological process (GO): cell surface receptor signaling pathway; calcium ion transmembrane transport; response to ATP
Cellular component (GO): nuclear inner membrane; plasma membrane
Molecular function (GO): ATP binding; purinergic nucleotide receptor activity; extracellularly ATP-gated monoatomic cation channel activity
Source: RefSeq, a predicted model, not a curated record
AUGCCAGCCUGCUGUAGCUGGAACGAUGUCUUCCAGUAUGAGACAAACAAAGUCACCCGGAUCCAGAGCAUGAAUUAUGGCACCAUUAAGUGGAUCUUCCACGUGAUCAUCUUUUCCUACGUUAGCUUUGCUUUGGUGAGUGACAAACUAUACCAGCAGAAGGAGCCUGUCAUCAGUUCCGUGCACACCAAGGUGAAAGGGAUAGCAGAGGUGAAAGAGGAGAUCGUGGAGAAUGGAGUAAAGAAAGUGGUGCAGAGUGUCUUCGACACCGCAGAUUACACCUUCCCUCUGCAGGGGAACUCCUUCUUUGUGAUGACAAACUUUCUCAAGACAGAAGGCCAAGAGCAGCAGUUGUGUCCUGAGUAUCCCAACCGCAGGACGCUCUGUUCCUCUGACCGGGGUUGUAAAAAGGGAUGGAUGGACCCACAGAGCAAAGGAAUUCAGACCGGAAGGUGUAUAGUGUAUAAAGGGAACCAGAAGACCUGUGAAGUCGCUGCCUGGUGUCCCAUCGAAGCAGCAGAAGAGGCCCCCCGGCCUGCGCUCUUGAACAGUGCUGAAAACUUCACUGUGCUCAUCAAGAACAAUAUCGAUUUCCCCGGCCACAACUAUACAACGAGAAACAUCUUGCCGAAUUUCAACAGCAGUUGUACCUUUCACAAGACUCAGAAUCCACAGUGCCCCAUUUUCCGACUGGGAGAUAUCUUCCGAGAAACAGGAGAUAAUUUUUCAGACGUGGCAAUUCAGGGAGGAAUCAUGGGCAUUGAGAUCUACUGGGACUGCAACCUGGACAGUUGGUCCCACCACUGCCGUCCCAAGUACAGCUUCCGUCGCCUUGAUGAUAAGACCACCAAAGAGUCCUUGUUCCCUGGCUACAACUUCAGAUUUGCCAAGUACUAUAAGGAAAACAACAUUGAAAAACGAACUCUGAUAAAAGUCUUUGGGAUCCGUUUUGACAUUCUGGUUUUUGGCACUGGAGGAAAAUUUGACAUUAUCCAGUUGAUUGUGUACAUCGGCUCAACCCUCUCCUACUUUGGUUUGGCCACUGUGUUCAUUGACUUUCUCAUCAACACUUAUUCAAGUACCUGCUGUCGAUCCCUUAUCUAUCCCUGCUGCAAGUGCUGUGAACCCUGUGCAGUCAAUGAAUACUAUUACAGGAAGAAGUGCGAGUCCAUCAUAGAGCCAAAGCCGACAUUAAAGUAUGUGUCCUUUGUGGAUGAAUCCCACAUUAGGAUGGUGGACCAGCAGCUACUUGGAAAAAGUCUACAAGAUGUCAAGGGCCAAAAAGUCCCAAGACCUCCGAUGGAUUUCUCGGACUUGUCCAAGCUGCCCCUGUCUCUCCAUGACCCACCCCCCAUUCCUGGUCAACCAGAGGAGAUGCAGCCGCUUAAUGAAGAAGCGACUCCUAGAUCAAGAGACAGUCCAGGCUGGUGCCAGUGCGGAAGUUGCCUCCCAUCCCAGCUCCCUGAGAGCCACAGAUGCAUAGAGGAGCUUUGCUGCCGAAAGAAGCCGGGGCCCUGCAUCACCACCUCUGAGCCAUUCAGGAAGCUUGUCCUGUCCAGACGCAUCCUGCAUUUCCUCCUGCUCUACCAGGAGCCCCUGCUGGAGCUGGACACAGAUUCCACCAACAGCCGGCUGCGGCGCUGCGCCUACAGGUGCUAUACCACUUGGCGUUUCACCUCCCAGGACAUGGCUGACUUUGCCAUCCUGCCCAGCUGCUGCCGCUGGAGGAUCCGGAGAGAGUUUCCUAAAAGUGAAGGGCAAUACAGUGGCUUCAAAAAUCCAUACUGA